Messenger RNA from Gigantopelta aegis, 7603 nucleotides. RefSeq lists its product as uncharacterized. The record is from RefSeq and is a predicted model, not a curated record. Gene Ontology annotation, molecular function: chromatin binding. Bases 1 to 2913 code for a protein of 970 amino acids. The transcript is spliced from 6 exons. NCBI's taxonomy places the organism in Eukaryota, Metazoa, Mollusca, Gastropoda, Neomphalida, Peltospiridae.
AUGGCCGACUUUCUCAAGUCAAAAGCAAAACAUUGGUGCUGCAAUACUGUUAUGUCUGAAGCGGUUUUAAAAAAGUACAGCUAUAAGACAUCCCACAGCAUAGGAUCAAGAAAGGUUUCAGAAAGAUGCAUCUCCUACAGUGACACCUUUCCUAUCUAUAAAUCAAUGGUGCUGGCCUAUUUAAAGGAUGAGGAUAUGAAGUCACAGUCGUCGACCAAGACUGGCUCACAUGUCUCCAAACCUGAUAAUCACGACCACAAUGGCACUAAAGGUUUGCCGUCAAAAAAGAAAACCCAGGUUAAAGAGUUUGUCCACAAGAACAAUAUAUGCUGUUUUGUAAAACUCUCGACGAAAAGUGCCAACAAAAUUCCAUCUUCAAAGCCAAAGUUCAAAGAGACAUCCUUGAAAAUGGAUGCAACAUCAAAAGUUUCCAAAUCGCCUAAUAAAAAUAGCAAAUUUGUUUCAUGCAAAGAGCAUGCACCUGGACAAAAAUAUCUGUCAACCAAUGGAGUGGGUAACAAAAGCAAACAAAAUAUAUCCAUGCAUGACAAAAAUCCAAACCAUGCCAAUAACAAGUCGAAAAAUAGAAUUAAAUCUAUAGAAAGGAAAAUGUGUGUGAAAAGGAAACUGGAAGUGCUCUCCUGCAAAUUGGAAGAAAAUAAUAAUACAGUCGAACAUUUGAAACCUAAAAAGACAAAAGCUACUUCAAACGACAUGAAAUCAAAAGGCGUUCAGAGUAAGAAAGACAAAGCUAAGCUACUUGUAGAUAUUUCACUAAUUCCAGGCAAAAGGAAAAAGCGGGAAGCAAGUUUGAACGCAUCUGCUUUAGUGAAUAUUUAUUUUGAAAAGGAACCUGUUUUUCCUAAAAAGCUUAAACUAAGUCCUAGUGUUUCCAUUCCUGGAAGUGAUUUUGAAAUUACUGACACUAGUAAGGAAGAGUGCAAGUUGGAUAGCUGUAAGAAAAAGUUGGAUAAAAAAGGACUUGUACCUAGUGAUGGAACUAAGAAAGUCAACACAGUUAAGGAGAAAAGUUGCAACACCUCGGCCAAAUUAAAAGAAACAAAUGUGAAGAAGAAAACUCUGACAAAACAAAAAGAAAAUGAUUUAAAAGCAAAGUCAACCAAAUCUAAUUUAAAUGCAAUAAAAACUCUGAAAGAUAACAUGAAGAAUAAAAUUAAAUCUUCCAAAAGUUUGGAUCUUAAGGAAAUAAAGCAGAAACUUAAUAAUAUUGGGAAGAUGAAAGACAGUGUGGGGUGUUUAAAUACAGAACCUGCUGCGUCUGCCUCAAAACACUUAAAGCUGAGCACUGAACGUGCUGCAAGAACUGAUCGAUUCUGUUUAUCCUGGGUUCGGCAGCCGUUUUCAGCACACCACUGCCAGAGUAAAGCUCAGUGGGUUGAAGGCUGGGGUAAUACCUGCUGCUCAGUGGCUGCACAAGCGAGUCCCGAAGCAACGUUGCUCGUUUCCCAGCCAACUCAACAGCUGUACGAAGACAGCAAGUCACCGACUAUGUCGAUGCAAAUCACUGCACCGUCUCACCUGCCACCCCACGGACUUGGGAAUGUUCCUCGCUACGAGGCAGCCUCGAUCUCGCAGAUGGAGCCGGCACAGGUGAUCCACAUAGAACCUGUUCAGAAAAUAACGCACAUUGAGUCCGAGAUUCCAUCGGAGGAUCGGCCGUCCAGUGUGGUGGAUGUUGUGGGUGCUCACACGCCCAUGAAGCCUGUGGCUAGGACGUCGGUGUGUAUCAAGUCUGUGUACCCACAAGAGUCGACUUGUGUUCCUCCCUGCAAUGGGUAUUGCUGUUCCCCGUCGGAGAGAUACAUGCCUGGUCAGUAUCAGUCAAUGACUCUCAGUGGCAUCGGCAGUCUCAAUACAAUGCAAAUGAUGUCCUAUCCUCAGCCACCGUACAGAAGUGCUUUCAGUGUGCCUUACACACAUGCUGGAAUCCAGUCCUAUGGAUUUUAUCCUGGAAACUUCUACCAACCGAAUCCUUCAUCACUAAUGCAGCAGUCACUCCACAACAUGAACCCAUGUUUACUUCCGCACCAUGUGCCGGUGCAGGUCGCUCACGCACAGGUCAAGGUGCUCAUCCACAACCCAGACACCUCCCACGACUGUGCAGCCUUCUCUAAUGAUGUCUCAGAUGAUGGUCACAGCAUCGUGGUAGAUAGCAUCAGCAGUGGAAAAGGAAAGAAGGUGACUUCCGAGGGCAAGAGUAAGAACACAGUGAAGCAGAAAAAGAAAUUGGAAAGAAAAAAUGUGAAGCCAUCUGAAGGAGACGAAAAAGAAGUAAAAGCAGACAAAGUUAUGGUUCCACAACAGCCUGAAGGGUCUGGUCACGGGUGGUCGUGGAGUGGGGAACCGGAGUGGAAACUGGUGCAGAAUAUUCAAGUAGAUGGGCCACCCAUAAGACGAAAAUGUUACCCGGCCAUCUGUCACGAUGAUGGAGACAUUAUCCACAUUCGGGAUUGUGUGCUGCUUCGAUCGGGACCAAGAAAAACUGACAUUCCUUUCAUUGCCAAAGUGGCAGCUUUCUGGGAACACCCAGAUGAUGGUGAAAUGAUGAUGAGCCUGCUAUGGUACUACAGACCUGAGCAUACAGAAAUGGGUCGUCAACCUCAUAAUCAGGAGCAGGAGAUCUUUGCUUCGAAACACAGGGAUGAAAACAGUGUUGCAUGUAUUGAGGACAAAGCGUAUGUCUUGACAAGUGGUGAAUAUGGAAGAUACAAAGCUGAAAUGUGUCGACUCAAACUAGGAGCAUACAGUAGAACAAAUGUGGUCCCCGAUGUGGACGAUGAGGUGACUAUCUCUCACAAGCUGAUCUCCACAGAUGUUGACCCGACAACCGUCUUUCUGUGUCACCAAGUGUACGACUUCCGACAAAAGCGAAUUCUGAAGAAUCCAUCUUGAACAUAUCAUUUUGGCGUGAGCAGUAUUCCCAAGUGCAAUAAUUUAAAUAGUAUUGUUUGUUUGAUUUCAUCUCAUUUCUCUGUUCAGUGUAGUUGACAGCAUACAAUUCAAUACUCUUUGUGUAUCAUACUAUAUUAAUAAUUAGGUGUUCAAAGCUGCAAUCUUAAGAAUAUCUUUUUUUAUAUUUAUUACACGUUUAGAAUAGGUUAUGAAUUUUCUUUUCUUCCCAUGAUGUGCCAUUCUUUGACUCAUUUAGGAUCUGAUUUACAGUCUAGGUCAUAUUAAAAUGUAGGUUUUUUUGUGAAAUUGACACAUAGUGUUGGGGUGCUACGGGGAAAUUUCCAUUUAAGACAUUACAAGUAUUGUGCGCAGUGAAAUUGAAAAAUAUACUGCAGAACUUGCAGUCUGCAUCUUAUUCUCAAACUGCUUUGGAAACUAUAUAUUGUUUACACUGAUUACGAAUAGCAAUUUUUUUAGCUGUUUAUAUUUUUAAAAAGAUGACAAGACCUGUGAGUUGCAUGUAGGUAGUUAGCUACUUUGUUGAUAGAGGACACACCAUUGGGGGAGGGGUGUAGGGAGACCACUGCCCACCAAAGGUAAAGAUAAUGCAGAGAGGAAUGGCAAAUUAAUAUACUGUAACUGACCUAUCCCACCUUCCCAAAUUGCCAUGUAUUUUCAGAUGCCUCUCAACACACAAGUUUAGUAAACCUAUGAUUAGUAAAUGAUUUAUAAGCUGGGGAGGCAAGAGUGCAGCUUUAAGUGUUUAUAGAUUUCUUUAAAAUGUUCAAGAAGUAUAUUGAUGUGUCAUUCAGUUUAUUUUUUUUAUUCCAACAGCCACAAAUUAAUUAAUAUUUUAAUUAAAAAAUGACUGUCAGCUUAAAAAAUACAACUGAUGAAUGUUUUUACAAAAGUUGUGUUCAAACUUCAGAUAACUACGUAAAGUGCUUCUUUGUUCCACUGCAAGGUUACGUAGACGGUGGUGAUUCCAAAAUUAUUAAAAUCUCCUUAUGUCAGUGAUAUGUGAAACCAUUAUUUCAAGUUAUAGACAAAUUUUGUUUUUAUUUUGGUGUUUGUUCUUCAUUUUGACAUUUCAUGGACCUUUUAUGAAGAUUAAGUAAAUAGUAUUUGUUAAGAAUAGUUGCUUGUUCAUUAUAAAUAUAUGUAACAGUUGUAUAUCUGCUUUGCAGUAAGAAAAGACUUAAUUAUAUAACAAUACAUAUGUUUAUCAGUAUCUAGGUUUUCUGGGUUUUUAGAGGACGUUUUGGUCAGAGAAUUUUAACAUUCAAAGUUUGUGUGUAUAUAGCAUAAAUUUUCUUUCCUAAUCAAGGGAAUACCAUAGUUUGAUUGAUUGAUGUAUAUUUUCUGAAAUAAAAAUCUAUUGCAGUUAUAAAAUGCAUAAUAUUUAUGGAAUCUCAUGCAUGCUGCAUUGAGUGUUUACUUACAGCUUUAUAUAUUAUACAAAUGACAAAUCAUUAGUCAUAAUUUAGUCCAUUGAAAACGCACAACCCAGUUUUCAUUUGUUAUUGCUAUUGCACUCUCCCCUGUGGUCAAUUUUGGAACAGCCUUAAUAUGAACUAUUAUAAUUCAAAAUGAAUAUUAUAAAGGAGUGAAAUCAAUGCAUCAAAAUAUUUGUUAUUAGAAUUUAAAAAAAAUUGGGGUGAAAUAUUUAGUAGUUUCUUAAUACUAAAUAGUCUUCCCUAAAAUUAUGAUUUGUAAAUAUGUCAUACAAAAAUUUACAUGACUAAUUUGUAUAUACCUGUUGAUAGAUUUAAUUCUCUUAGUUAGUUUUGAAUUUGUUAUUUCAAUGCAUUUGAAACGUUUUUACUGGAAGCCUGUAUUUGGGUUUAAAUACAUGUAAUUAAGGCUAGAAACUUCUUUUAAAAUUUAUUUAAAUUAUCAAUCAUGGUCAUGGUUACAAACAGCACACAUAAAUGGUGAGAAAUUUAUAAUGCUAUAUACAUGUAUUUUAAUUAUUUUUUAAUAAUCAUGUUUGUCCCUCUUUUUUCUCUUUAGCCUGUAUUAUUUUUUAGCUCCUCGAGUGCUUUUGGAGACAUGUAUGCUAUGUUUGUAUAUAAUUUUAUUUAUUUAUUAAUAGUCACAUAGUAAAGAAGUAUCAAUACUGUUGUUUUUACAGUCAUGGUUUUAAUUGAUAUGAAACCCAUUUUGUCCCAAAAAUAAUUGAAGAAUAUGGUUUGAGGUCAAAUUAUAUGAGAUGUAAAUAUUUGCACAGCAUAUCAAUAUCAUUUUUAGUUCCAACAUGAAUUGUAAUCAGAGAGGCCCCAAUCUUAAAUUCUUGUUUUUAUUUUAAUAUGCAAAAUGGAUGAAUUUUUUUUAUUGUCAUUAAUUUUUAUACUUUAGUAAAUUCAUAGAUAUGAUGUACAGCUUUUUGGGGUCCUUCUUUGAAGAGCAAAUACUCAUCCUGACCUUAAACAUAAUGCAGUUUAUUUUGCACAUAAUGAGACCAUUUGAAAUUUGCAAUGGCUAAACAAAAUGCACUAUGCAGACAUGAAAAUGCACAUUUCUGCUUAUGGAAUCACGUUAAGUGUCGAGUGGGCCUAAGUCCGUUCCACUAUUUCAUUUCUUAUAAAAUGUGUACAUGUAAAUAAUAUUAGAUGUUUAGUUUCCAGACAGUACCACACAAAAUAAUACAAGAUUUGCUGUCAACUGAUAAUGGUAUAGGCCUGUAAUAGUGAUGUAAUGUUGGCAGAUACCGGUACCAGUAUUGGCCUAUGAUGAUGAUGUGAUAUUGACAGAUAUUGAUAUCGGACCCCAAAUGAUGUGAUAUUGGUAUCAGUUCACAGUAGUGUCAGAUUGUUUUUGUUCACCUAUGCCUUGCUUGUAGAAGAAGAGGAUUAAAAGGCACCAGUCAUUUAUUUUUGUCCUUAACAAUUAAAAACAAUAUUUUCAAAAUAUAUACUAAGCAUGUUGUUCAGGUUUAAAGGGCAUACUUCACUAAAAAUACAAGGUUUUUAUGCUGGCAGACUUUAUUGAAUGAAAAUAAUUGCAGUGAAUUAGAGGAUAAUAAAAAAGUUACCAGUUAUUAUCAAAUUUAUGUCCCGAGUGAAAUAAUUUUCAGUUGUCACGAGCUUUAGGGAGUGACGAAAGAAAAUUAUUUAACGAGGGACAUAAAUUUGAUAAUAAUGGGACCGAGUUUGUUAUUCUAUUUAUUAUCUCAGCUAUCGCUAAAAGUCUUUAUUUUUGACGCACAUACACGAAGGCCAACCUGUAUAGAAAUGAUGUAAACCACUUUUUGCACUGUUCUGAGAAUUGUUAUAACUUUGUAAUUUAAUCAUGUUCAUAGAUAAUUUUCAAAAACAAAAGUUCUCUUUAUUCUGCUACAAAAUCUAGAAGGAAUUGCAUUAAAAUGAAAUUUUGUUAUUAAUUUAACACCAAAAACAGAGCUGUAUACGCAAACUCUUCAAACUGCAUGACAUCAUUGUGUGUGUUUGCCAAAUCGUGAUAACAUCAUAUUUAGUACCGACAAAGUCAUUGGUUUGUAAGCGUCAAAUUGUCCAAUAGUAUUGUUUGUUAGACCAAUACAGAAUAUUUCUCACUGAGAAAAUAUGAAAAAUAUUUUCCCUGUUAUGAGUAACCGCUGGGGUAAUAAAAGCUAUUAUGAAUGUUUUUAUUGUUUUAGUAGGAUGCUCCAUAAAUUAAGUUACAGUAAGACAGCUGUAGUACACACGAGGCUUUAGAUGUAAUAUUUUUAGAUGUAUGUCCCUUCUUGUGAAGUUUAUGAUCCUUUUUUGGGACUGGCAUAUGUGUUUGAUAUAUUAUUACUUAUUGUUAAAAUAAGUCUACAUACAGUUGGAAAGAUUAUUAUGAAAAAUAAAGUAGCUUAAUUUUUGUGUGGAGAGUAUAUAUGCUAGUAGAUAAAACUAUAUUAUCACCCACAUCAAGCCCUUUCCUGUCCUGGACAGAGGAGCCGGCAUGAGCAGACACCUGCGCCCAUGACAGGUGUGCACUACAACAGGUUGCUCUGAAUGUGCACGUUAAGCCCUUUGACCUGACCCGACUGUAUUAUUGUACAAGGACUGUGGUAAUCUUUUAAUUACCUGAUGUGGUAUGCCAUCCCCAUCCAUCCCCACAUCCCCAAACAAUGCCAGUCCCUUCUAGGAUUAUGUAUAUCAUUCCAGAUUUGUUCCAGGUAAUGUUGGGUGGUUUCAUUGUAAUAUCAAGUCAUUUUAUCCUACUUUGCAGCUUAUGGAUUUGUCUUAGCACGAGACAGCUGGUGCCUUUUUUCCACUGUGACUUUUAGUCCCCUCUGCAUGUUCUUGAUAUUUCAUCACAUAAUAUAUAUAUUUAUAUUUUGUACAUAAAACCCCCCUUUCAUCUGUUAAUUUUGUUACAUGCAAUUUAUUUUAAUAAAAUUAAGGGAUUUACAGAUUAACUGAAAAUCAUGUACUCCUUUUUGUUUUUUGAAUGUUUUAAGUAUACGAAAGUAGAAAAUAAUGUGCAUCACACCAGCAUUAUCAGUUGAAUGAUAUCCAGUUGUUACCUUUUGUUUUCCGGAAAGCUCGUGCUUUUCCAUGUGAUAAUAGCAUAAAUGCAUAGUUAGUCAUCAAUAUCACUAUCAUUUUAAUUUAUUUUAUUUGUAUACAGUGUAUGCACUUUGUGUGUUGCCUAAAAUAUGUGUGUAAGGAACAACAUUGUGUAACCUGUCAACUAUAUUAAAUGAACUAUUACGUCA